Rhodofomes roseus is the source of this 821-nucleotide messenger RNA. RefSeq lists its product as uncharacterized. The coding region runs from base 162 to 764 and encodes 200 amino acids. The transcript has 3 exons. NCBI's taxonomy places the organism in Eukaryota, Fungi, Basidiomycota, Agaricomycetes, Polyporales, Fomitopsidaceae. The record is from RefSeq and is a predicted model, not a curated record.
GAUUUAGGUACGCCCCUGCGUUGCCCCUGCGCCGAUUUUACCUGGGCCCGUAAGGUUGGUCUGCUCAGCGCCCGAUUACGACGCAAACGUUCGUGCAUCAACGCCAAUUUUGGAAAACAUCGGAAUGUUUGUCGAGCGUGCUGUCCCGCUGGAACGCGUACAUGUCGCUGCGAAGUGCGCGCCGGUGCACCCACACUCGGCACCCUCGCGACAAGGCUCGUCUUCGCAACGUUCGCGUUCCCAUUGUUGGGUAUUUUGGCCUCGACGAUUCGGAGCACUCUCACGCUGCGGCCUCGGCGGGCGUCGUCCCAGGACACGCUCAUCGGCCGCACACUCCCACGCUGUGUGGUUCGCGCUUCGCAGUGCCAGUUCGGAGUCACGGUGGACGGGUUUGCCACCCUGGCAGGGGAAUGGAUGAUCGAAGCGUGCUAUGUAUACCAAUAUGUGGACGGUGGAUCGAACCCCAUUCUGUGAAGUGGACGAAUGGGGCUGGCGAACCACUCGCCCACGGAUGGGUAGGUUCUCGCCGGGAUAAAUGCCAACGUGGCGCACGCUUUUCAGGCAGUCGGUGCGAGGCGCUUUGUGGACGGUGUCUUGACAACCGCCGCUGCCGCGAAUGGAGAGAAGCGGUGACCGGUGAAGUAGCACGAGCGGUCCACGUCCGAGGUUCAUGCAUGUGGCGGGUCGUCCGGGAAUCAAGCAUCACGCAUCAUGCAUUGCGCAACUUGACUGUCCAUAGUAACUAUGUGCGGCUCAGACAGUGACCGUCGCUCGGCCGCUGUUCGCGGUCGCCCUACUCGCUACCGACGGCAUCCAUCGAG